This is a messenger RNA of Mya arenaria, 3457 nucleotides long. RefSeq lists its product as uncharacterized. The record is from RefSeq and is a predicted model, not a curated record. NCBI's taxonomy places the organism in Eukaryota, Metazoa, Mollusca, Bivalvia, Myida, Myidae. The transcript has 3 exons. Gene Ontology annotation, molecular function: protein binding. The coding region runs from base 96 to 1604 and encodes 502 amino acids.
CCGUAAAAAUAAUGCUACUUUCACAGAGAUAAUUUUAAUCGCUUAGGUAAACAAAUAAAUCAAACGAAAGAAGAAAAGAUCACUGAUCUAAAAUAAUGUUGUCGUAUAUAAUUUUCGGCCUAUGCACAUGUGUUGCAUAUACUCAAGACAUUUCCUGGACAUGGCUUUCUGGCAAGGCUGUUGCAAAUGAACCUGUGUCUAAAGACCAGCCUGGGGGUCGAAGUGGAGCAGCUUUCUGGCAGCAGAAGGACAAACAGGCUUUAUGGCUGUUUGGUGGUGAAACACCUGUGGGCCAUGAUCAACCUUCUGUCAAGAAUGACCUAUGGAGGUUCAGUCAUGGUCAGUGGAGCCUUGUGAAUGAUGGUCAGUCACCUGAUGCUCCUCCUGGCCGUCAACUUGCCGCAGCCUGUGGACUGGACGAUAGCUUUUUUGUCUUGUUCGGGGGUCUUGGUAAUAACCCACAAGCACAGGGAGAAAAGGUUGAAGAUCAGGAUCUUCUUGGUGAUACGUGGAUAUUUGGUUUGGAAAAUAAUAAAUGGUAUACUUUGGAGGAAUUUCAAAAAACAGAAGGGGCAGCAUUUGUGAAUGGAAGCGUACCUGAAGCUAGAGGGGACAUGGCAUUUUGGUGUCAACCUGGUGACACUAUGUCAAUAUUUGGUGGUUUCGGAAAGAACAAGACUUUGUAUCAUGAUCUUUGGACUUUUGAUUUAAAGACUCUGAAGUGGGAAGAGUCAACACUGUCUGUUUCUAUACCAGACAAUUCCAAAUUCGCCUCCCAUUUAGAAUACCCUACAGCUAGAUCAGGUUCCACAACUUGGAUUGUUGGCAAAAGGCUUUUCCUCUGGGGAGGGAACAUUUUGCCUACCAACUUCAGAAAGAAGCACCUCAUGAUUGGCAACACAGGGGAUCUGUGGGAAUAUAACCAGACAAGCGACACAUGGGCUUACAGACUAGGCCCUAGGAUAGCAUGCACAACCCCAGGUAAAUAUGGUGAACAGGGAACGGCUGAUGCCGAAAAUAUGCCCGGAUGCAGGCGGAGGGCAGCAGCCUGGGUAGACAUUCAUGGAAAUCUGUGGAUGUUCGGAGGUGAUGGCGUGGAUGAUUCUCAGGAAUCUGUUUCAGUAUUUAAACAUUCUAAGCUUCUGUCUGAUGUCUGGCACUUUGAUACGGUAACUUUUCUAUGGACCUGGAAAGGAGGGUCGCAGCAGGGUGAACAAAAAGGCGUUUUUGGCGAUAUUGGUCAACAUUCCUCAGAUGCUCAUCCAGGGUCCCGAUGUGAACCGGUUGUGUGGGAUUCUUCUGUGUAUAAUGAUGAAGAAAGAAGGGAAAGAAAAUACUUUUAUAUAUUCGGAGGUGUAGGACAUGAUUUGAAUGGCCACGAUGGAUAUUUAAAUGAUGUUUGGAUGUUUGAUACAAACAUGGACACAUCUGUGCUUAGAAAUGCUCCUUAUGCUGGCCCUGUGUUUGUUGUGAUAGUUUUAGCCUGUAGUUUGAUAGUUUUUGUAGUUAUUAUAUAUGCUUGUAAUAGGAAUUUCUAUUUAAAAAGUGCUUCUUCAAAACUGAAUGUGAAGUAUAGUCGAGUACCGGAUGAACUUGAACUCUAAAAUGCUUAUCUUUCCAAAGCAUUUUGUAUGAUCUCGUGAUUGAUAAAGAACUGAGACCUUUAAUAAUAUCUCAUAAGCUCAAUCGAUUGUUAAGCAUUGUUUACUGUACAUAUAUCUAUCAUCUAUAAUACAGUAUUGUGUUAUUAGGGAAUAUGUUGAAGAGUUAAAUGGAAGGCUGCUACACCUUGUACAUAUUUGGUAGCACCCCUCUCAGGCCCUAUAGAUGCCCCCACGGAGACCAGUAUGGUCACCUUCCUGCUUUUAUAGAAUGCAUUGCUUAAAGCUGCACUCUCAAAGAUAUACCAUUUUUACAUCUUUGUUAUUUUUUGUCUUGGAAAAAAACAAAUUUUUGAGUAAAUAUCUGUAAACUAAUGACAUACAAAUGUAAGGUUGCUGACAAAAAAAAUCUGUAGAUUUUCAUAUUUCCGUUCGAAAAUUAAUGUUUUAUGGCUUAACAAACGGUUUAAGAAAAUUGCAUUAAACAUCAAUUCUUGAACUUAAAUAUAAAAAUCGGCGAUCUAAUUUUUUGUCAGCAGUCUUAUAUAACUGGUUUCCAUGGAUUUUCGCAAAAAUUGUCUCGUUCCAAGACAAAAAAUAAAAAAAGUUGUCAAAACGUUCAAUCUGUGAGAGUGCAGCUUUAAGACAGUCAAAUAUUUUUUUAUCUUAACUUAUAAUUGAUAAUAAAUACAUACAAACCUUACAUUUGUUGUCAGUUCGAGGGGUGAAUGCGAAAAGGUUCUAAGUGACAUUAAAUAAAGAAGCAGAUAGAACCUUUUCGCUUUCACCCCUCGAGUUGUAACCUACUUUUGCUUUAUUUCAUUCGGAGCUCCUCGGCCAUUAUUUUCAAAAACAACCUCGGAUGUAUGCCGGUACAUCAGUUGAAGUAGUCCGUAAAUUUUUGAAUAAUAUCAUUAAUUAAAUGUAGUGUUUAAGAGUUGUAUUCAUUGCUCUCAGUUUAAAUUGAUUGCCAGUGAAGUGUAUUAUUGCAAACAUGAUUAAGAUCCCAAGAGUUAAGUCAUAAAGUUUAACAACUAAUUCAGAUUACUACGCGAUCUAUUUGCAGCGGACUUAAACGUACCACUUUUUGAGUAUGUAAACCGUCCAAAUACAUCCGAGGUUGUUUUCGAUAAAAUGGCCGAGGAGUUCCGAAUGGCUUUAUUUAUGUGUCAAAUUCAUAUUGUUCUAGUGCUUCACAGCCCAAUAUAAUGUGCAGUUUUCUCCCUUAGCAUCCUGUCCCUCUAACUGCUCCCUGUCCCUCUCCCUGUCCCUCUAACUGCUCCCUGUCUUUUUUUCAAAAGCUGGCUUAAACCCUAUUGAAAGCUCGCUGAUACUCGUUUGUAUCAAUUUACCUACAUGUGGUACCGUACAUGUCAUUCAACAUGUGCACUUAACACAUACUCUUCUAUGGUGGCAUAUUACUGCCGUAAGGUCAUUUGAUAGAGUUUGCGAACUUUUUCGUGUUAACCUCUUAAAGAUGCACUCUUACUCCCAAAUAAGAUUUACCAAAAUUAAUAAUAUUGUUUAAAUAUUCCAAAAAGGAUGAAUAAAUGUAAAAAACAAUGGUUCUUAUGAAAAAUACCGAGUUUAAUUUGAAAGAAAUGAGCAUAAAACACGCAAUCUCUACCUGAUGAGACUAUAGUAGACUACAGUAAAUCUUUUAGCAUUCACCAAUCAUUUAAUAUUUAUGCGCUUUUUGCUAUUAAAUUCACGCUUACAAUUUUUCAAUAGUUAAUAUUUUCCAUGAAUGCAUUAUUUAGAAAGUAGUUAAUGGUUAAUCAGUCAUUUUUUUUUGUUUGUAAUUCAUGUGUAUGUAUUGAUUUUGAAUAAGAGUGUCACUUGAAUGGCGCGAUAAU